AUGCGGUGCCAGCUUCUCGGUUUCGCUGGCCUUGGACUCUCCACCCCAGCCUUGGCCGGUUGGAUUGGGUCGAAUGGGGUCUGCGAGGUGGGCAUAUAUGCGCAAUAUGCUGAAUUGGCAGGGUAUGGCCCAGCUGAACAGUUCUGUGCCGGCCGUUUCCCCGAGCCAGCAGUGACCGUGACCGUAACGGCGUCGCUUGGCCAUGGUCACGGCUGGUUCGACAAGCGUUCGUGGGGACGACCGAACCCGAUCAACUCGCUGCUGGAGCAGCUCGAGCGGUUGCCAUCACAUGAGCAGGAGACUGCGUGUUCAUGCAUUGAGGUGCCCAAAACUAUCACGGUAGGUUACGGUUCAGCCCACGUGGAAGACCAAGACUCCAACGGCUACACCGACGACUGUCUCUACUACCACCGCCAGUACCAUAUCGACAACUACAACGGCUUCUCCUACCACCACAGCAACGCUGGCUACAAGCACUACAUCUACCACAACUACAACUAUACUACCUUGCCAACCACAACCACCACAAUCACUACAACUACGACCACCACCACCACCACCACUACCACUACCACUACCACAGGAUUCACAGCCUGCCCAACCGCCUCAGCCAUCGUCCCCGGCCCCGGCUGCGGCGGCUGCCAGUGGACCGUCUACUGCGGCCAACAGCUGACGGCGCUCGACUCGAACCCGAACUGGGACAUCCUCACACAGCCGGACUACGAGUCGUGCCUGCGCGAGUGCGACGACAACGGCUUCUGCACCGCCUUCACCUACAACGCCGCCACAAGCGAGUGCCGCCAGUUCCUGUACUCGAACGAGGUCGUCGCGUCGCCGGCGCCCGGGUGGGACAGCGGCGUCUUCAUCGAGGAAACGUGCGGCAGCACCAGCUGUGAGGCGUACGAGUGUCCGAGCGAUAAUCCAGAGUGUCCGUUGACGUGA
Molecule: messenger RNA, 942 nt
Organism: Fonsecaea nubica
Lineage: Eukaryota; Fungi; Ascomycota; Eurotiomycetes; Chaetothyriales; Herpotrichiellaceae
Exons: 3
Coding region: 1-942 (313 amino acids)
Source: RefSeq, a predicted model, not a curated record